AUGAACGUCCUUGUAUAUUCUGGACCAGAAGUCAUUCAAUCGUCCCUUGUGGACACCAUUUCUACCCUUCGUUCUCUACUCAUUCCGAAUUAUACCGUUCAGCAAAUUUCUCAUCAAGUUCUGAAGUCUCAGCCAUGGCCCAUUUCUUGCGCAUUGCUCGUUUUUCCUAGAUGUCGCUCAGUAUUUCCGUCAUCACUACCUUCUAUCAAUAACUUUGUCGAAAAUGGGGGCUCGUUGCUGGCCUUUGGCGCAGGCGUUAAACGCACUCCUCGUGGAAUUGCCAGUUUUGGGUCUCUGAGUCUCACCGACGAGGCUUCGUUCAGACUCUACGACCGCACCUCCAAAUGUUAUAUAACGCCGAUUAUUUCUCCUCAAACAAAAGAACUGUCGUCAACAACAUCGAUUGUCGGCAAUGGUGAUUCUAUUGAAGGGAUCGAGGGACUACCUUUAGGGCCAAUCGCUGGCUUCGAGGACAGUGUUAGUCACGAAUCGCUGGCCUCCUACUACAAUGAACAACGCGAAUCCCGCAUUGCGGGCAUAAAAUGUGCUGUAGAUGAUGGCUCUGUGGUAUUCUGGUCUGUCAACAUCGAGCGCACCAUUGCCAAUGAAGAUUCCGAGUCGCUUCGGAAAUCCUUACUUCGAACGACUCUUGUGAAACUCGGUCUUAGGCUUCCCUCCCCUGACGCUCAUUCCGUAUCGCGCCCUUCGCCCCAAUUCCUUGUGGGCCAUCCAUGCAGGUCACAAAUUGUCGCAAAGAUUAUCAAGGCCAUCGCGGGUGGUUCGGGAUCGGAUCUGAAAAUGUUUGAAGACGACAACGAUAAGCUGUACUUCCAUCAAAUGCAGGAGUAUCCAGACGUCAAAGCCGAAGCCCAGAGGGUGUAUUUGGGCUCAGAAGAUCCAGCCGCUUGGCAGCCCAAACAUAUCAUCGUUUAUCCCGAUGGCGAUCUUCCGGAUGACAGAUCCACACCGUUGUUCCAAGUCAAGACUUUUUUUGACAAGCUGUCUGUGGCGCAUGCAGAUGAGGGCUGCCCCACAGAGACUGAUAGCUGGGGUUUUGGUGAAGCCUUAUUGUACGGCGAGGUCGUGACAAGUACCCAGACAAUGAUUGACAAGAACCCGCGCCUCCUCGCCUCCCUCCCCACCCCCUUCCUGUCUCUGGCCUCCUUCCAGCUCACAGGGCGCGGCAGAGGAAGUAAUAUCUGGCUCUCCCCCGCGGGUUGUCUGCAGUUCUCCCUUCUGUUACGCGUGUCUUUGGCAUCGUUCCCAGCAAACAAGCUAGUCUUUGUGCAGUACCUGUUUGCCCUUGCGGUAACAGAAGCAUGCCGAUAUAAGAGCGUGUUGGGAAAAAGGGGUGAGAGUGUUCGUAUCAAGUGGCCAAAUGACUUGUAUGCCAUCUUUGGACCUGGGGAAGGCGACAAAAAGAAGAUCGGAGGGAUUUUAGUCAGUACGAAUUUCUCCGGAGGGAAGUGUGACAUUACCAUUGGCUCUGGGCUGAAUGUGCACAACCUGCCUCCCAUCUUCUCGUUAUCACAGUUACAAAACCCGGCGAGCGACUUGCCGCUUAGCAUGGAGACUAUCGCCGCCGUGAUACUAGCGAAGUUCGAGAAGAUGUGGACCGUUUUCGUACAAGGCCAAGGCUCUUUUGAGCCAUUCAUGGCAUUGUACUUGGACAGAUGGCUUCAUUCGUAA
Molecule: messenger RNA, 1689 nt
Organism: Guyanagaster necrorhizus
Lineage: Eukaryota; Fungi; Basidiomycota; Agaricomycetes; Agaricales; Physalacriaceae
Product: class II aaRS and biotin synthetase
Exons: 3
Coding region: 1-1689 (562 amino acids)
Biological process (GO): protein modification process
Cellular component (GO): cytoplasm
Molecular function (GO): biotin--[biotin carboxyl-carrier protein] ligase activity
Source: RefSeq, a predicted model, not a curated record